This is a messenger RNA of Cherax quadricarinatus, 4283 nucleotides long. RefSeq names its product importin subunit alpha-4-like. Gene Ontology annotation, molecular function: nuclear import signal receptor activity; protein binding. NCBI's taxonomy places the organism in Eukaryota, Metazoa, Arthropoda, Malacostraca, Decapoda, Parastacidae. Gene Ontology annotation, cellular component: nucleus. Gene Ontology annotation, biological process: NLS-bearing protein import into nucleus. The record is from RefSeq and is a predicted model, not a curated record.
UUAACAUUUAUUCCUACAGUUUUAUUAAUAUCACAGUUUAUGAAAAAAAAUAAUACCUAGUCAUAUUGUCAGAAGCAUCUUCUGCUAUAAAUAUUGUGCACUUAUGAAUUAUAAUGUUAAUACAGAAGUAGUUGUAGCAACGCACGGGAGACAGAACACUGAAGGUUGAGCUAGCACCAUGAAUUGUUGACGAGGUCGUCAAGCAACGAGGAGCAGUUCUUCCACUGACUCCUCACAAGCAACAUCCUACUUCUUCCCCUCCUGUAUUCCCCAGCCUCCCCCACCCCAUUAACUCCAACCUAUCGUGUAAUUUCAAGUUUAACCCUCCUGUUACCCCCACCACCCAGAACAAGGGAGUUUGGAACCUCAGUCAAGACAAAAAAUUUAGAAUUCCCAUCAUCCAGGCCAAGGAAUUUCUAGCUUAUACUAUCCUAAACAAGGAGUUAACAAUCCUCAUCAUCCAGAACAAGCAGUGUGAACCCCCCACCACGUCUCCAAGCACAUAUCAUUAACUCCACACCAGAUCAUAAUCAUUGGCAGUGAAGCACAACAGCCGUGAGAGUCUCUGGUGAUGGACAGUGAAGAAAUAUUUAGAUGUGUCUCUGGUGAUGGGUAGUGAAGCACAGCCGUGAGAGUCUUUGGUGAUGGACAGUGAAAAAAUGCUCAACUGUGUGUCUCUGGUGAUGGGCAGCGAAGAAAUACUCAGUUGUGUGUCUCUGGUGAUGGGCAGUGAAGUACAACACAUCUGUGUGUCUCUAGUAGGCCAGGUGACAGACAUCUAGUGCACAGGAACUAUCGAAGACACUGUGGUACCAGGUGCUAUGGUGGUGGUGUUUGGGUUCUGCUGACCCGAGGGAGAACAGGAAUAUCACACAAACGUUGGUACCUGGUAACAUCACACUACACUCAACUGACCCAAACUAUAUUUCAACGUCUUCAUCAUGGAUAUUGAAUCAAUUCGCAAGCGCCGGGCGCACCUGAACGCUCUCACCUCCUCCACCAGACUACCUACCCUGACGCCCUUGGAAGUAUUCGGAGCACGUCCCUCUUCAGUACACAGCCUCUCCUCCAGCAGCAGCAGCAGCACAUCAUCAGAGAAGAGGCGCCUGCAGCACCGCCAGAGACCAGACCUAUACAUGCCCAGGAAGGACUCAGCCUCGCUGGUCAGGGAGAGAUCAGGCAGGAACAGGAUGCCAGCCCUCACCAUCCCACCCAUGACGUUAGUUUUCACACGAAAGAGCUUGGUUAAUGAGGCUACAAGUGGUAGGCCAUUACUCGACCCGCUGCCGGAUAUUGGACAAAAUAAAGAAGAAGAAGAAGAAGAGAAAGAAGCGGAGAGAAGGGAGAGGAUGCAAUUUAAGGAACAGGAGAACUAUAGAGAAGAAGGAGAUGCAGAAGAGGUUGAAGAAGAGCUGGAUGAGGAAAUAGAGGAGAAAGUGACUGGCCAAGACACUAGAGAAAUACUAACUCAACCUGUGGAUCAGGAGAACAACAAUUUCAACCUGUGGACGAAGGCCAAGGAUUCCCUUCUCACAGGAAAGACACAUGAAGUGUGUCGUGAGAACCCAUAUGUUAUUCCUGACGAAUCUGUCAUUCCUGAUGAACAUGUUCCUGACGAAUCUGUCGUUCCUGAUGAACAUGUGCCUGACGAAUCUGUCGUUCCUGAUGAACAUGUUCCUGACGAAUCCAUUGUCCCUGAUGAACCUGUUCCUGACGACUCCACUGUCCCUGACGAACAUGUUCCUGACAAUUCCACUGUCCCUGAUGAAAAUGUUCCUGAUGAAUCUGUUGUUCCUGGUGAACAAAUUCCUGAUGAACCUCUAGGAAGUGUUGCUUCCUGUGAACAUGAUGUCACUGGUUCAUCUAACCUGCGACUCGUACCUUCCUCGGCUAAACGCAAAUCUCCGUCAGCAUCAUCCCGGCCAACAGCGGCAGCACCACCCAGCAAUUCUUCUGAUCACCCACAAGAUAUGGAGAAGAGACCUAUGAUCUCUGACGAGUUAUCAAAUGAAAAUGAAGACACGGAUCAGCCAGUACUAAAUGGUAAGGAAGAUGCUGUGAGGAUCGUAGAGGACAUGCAGAGUGAAGAGAUGGCGAAAAAACUCGAAGCUACUGUUCUUGUGAGGAAGUUCCUCACUCAGUCCUCACCAUCAAUAACAGAAACUUUCCUGGACGCGGACGUUCUCACACCAGCGCUCGCCAACCUUAAGGACAAAAACCAAACCCUUGUGUUGGAGACAGUGUGGGUGCUCACCAACAUAGCUUCAGGAGAGUCGCGCUUCACUCAGACACUAGUUGAGCGAGGCUUGGUGGAGCCGCUGGUGGAGGCGCUAGGAGCACCGUACAGCGCAGUGGUGGAGCAGGCAGCUUGGGCACUCUCCAACAUCGCGGCUGACAGGCGUGAGUUCCGGGAUCAACUUGUGACUGCCGGGGUCGUCAAGCUCCUGCUGGCCCACCUCAACAACUCCACACCGGACUCUUUCACCCGGAUCAUUGCCUGGGUACUGUGCAACCUGUUCUUCCACAAGCCCCUUAAUAUGUCCAUGGAGGAGGUGUCCCUCAUCUUGCAGGCGUUGAAGGAUCAACUUCUAGACCAUAAGAACACGCAGACCCAAGCGGAGGCCCUGAAAGCGAUGGCGAACUUCACUGAUCAGGGCGUCGAGUAUAUCCAGCAGGUGGUGGAGGCAGGGAUGGUUGAGCAGCUGGUGGCCCACCUAGACUCCAGUGAGAGUAACAUGCUGUCUUCAGCGUUGAGGGCUGUGGGUAACAUCAUGACCGGAACAGACAGUCAGACUGAUGCGGUACUGGUGGCUGGAGUGCUACCAGCCUACACACGCCUGCUGGCAAACUGCAGUGAUGUUAAGACCAGGAAGGAGAUUUUGUGGGCUAUCUCCAACAUUACGGCCGGUACAUCCGACCAGAUCCAACAAGUCAUAUCUUCUGGACUGCUGACAGAACUGGGACUGGCUGUCCAAUCGGAUGAAUUUCCCAUACGAAAGGAAGCAGCAUGGGCUCUCUCCAACAUAACUGACGUAGGCACCAGAGAACAGGUGGAUGUGUUACUGCACGAGGAUGUCAUACGACAUAUGUUGGCCCUGCUGGCUGACCUUGACCCCAUCCUCGUAUCUUUGGGCGUAGAGAGUACCGACAGAUUUCUGAAAAAAUCUAAUGAUCCGGCUGCCGUCAAGGAGGCAAUACGCGAGUGUGACGGCGUGAGCCUCUUACAGCGACAUCUGCAACACGGAAACGACCAGAUUGCUCAGAAAGUGAGAGCCAUCCUCGAUGACUUGUCUGUGGAUCACGAGCAGGAGAGGCAGACACUGCCACAGGAUAACCACGACGGGGCGAAGGAAGAGGAAGAGGCGCAUGAGGACGACAAAGAGUCAAACGAUCAAGCGAAUGAUGAGGAAAAGGUGAACGAUAAUAAUGAAAAGGAUAAAAACAAUGAAAUUUAUAAUGUAAACGAAAAUGAUAUACUGUGGAUGCGGGAUACUGAAAACUGGUAAAAUGGGACACCAGUUGCUGUGGAGUUGGGUUUUGAAACGCUUUACCCAGGUGUGGGUUUUUUCACGGCCAUGAAAAAUAUGAAAACCAAAGAGCUUAAAUAGCGCAGAACUCACGUGCGUCGAAAUAAUGAGUUUUAUUCAGCUACAAGAGGCAGCCUACCGGCCCAUGUAAGAUUUUCUUUGUUCUAGAAUAAAAGAGAUAUGAAGGAAAUCUCUCAUAGGCCUGGACGAGGGUGAAAUUAAUGUUGUAGUAAGACCGUAUUGUUUGCGAUAACCUGGAGUGGUGUGUGAACAUUGUGGUGUCAGCCUAUGUAUACAUGUAGACAAAUGGAAUUUGCUGAUGAAAUACAACUUUGGCUACAAAAAAGACUGUGUUGUUAUAUAACUUUUACUCUCGUUGCACUCAAAAUAAUCUUAGUAUCUGUUUAUGGUAAUUUUUUACAUUUCUAAUUUUUAUCAUUUCAAAACUGACAUUAAAUCGAGAAUAAAAACAAAGUCAGUUUCAAAAAUCACUUAACAGUAAUUAGUUCACUGUGUGAGUGUUUGUUCCAAGGAAAAUUUUGAAUAAUGUAAAUCGGUUAUGUUCUUGCAUGUUAAGGCGUCUGUCCUGCAUGUGUCACUCACACCCUUCAUGGUGAGGGGUUCUUGAUUCAAGGAAUUGGAGCUGUUCACUUCCAUAAAAUACCUCCCCUUCUCCAAGCGCUCUAUGACCCCCCACGGGUUUAACGCUUCCCCAUGAAUAUAAUAUUUCCACAUAUUUCUUUUCACAAAUUUACU